Wallemia ichthyophaga EXF-994 is the source of this 597-nucleotide messenger RNA. RefSeq lists its product as uncharacterized. Bases 1 to 597 code for a protein of 198 amino acids. The record is from RefSeq and is a predicted model, not a curated record. NCBI's taxonomy places the organism in Eukaryota, Fungi, Basidiomycota, Wallemiomycetes, Wallemiales, Wallemiaceae. The transcript has 3 exons.
AUGUCACAAACGACUAGCCCAGUUACCUCAGCACCAACAUCGCCCUCCAAGCAAUGGCCAAACCCAAUGGAGAACGUGCAAACUCCACUCGACAAGGAUGAAGUGCACCAAGUGAUUGGUAAACACGCGCAACCAAAUUCUAACAAAAUUUUAAUCGGUUGGAAAAACUCCCCAGAAGGAAACAAAGCGCUGGAUCACUACCUCAACAAGGUCUGCAGACAAGGCGACCACGUCAUCCUCCUCGUUGUUCUCCCUACGUCCCUCUUCAAGACUUCUGGCUUCGGCACGGAUGAUAGAAAAAUGGAGCGUAAGGCUUUGCGUGAUAUGCAGGAGCACGCACAGACACUAUCCGUUGAGAAGAUAAAGCUUAUUGAGGAGAAGGGUGCAACGGCAUCCCUCGAAAUCGUUCACGGAGAGCGUAGAUAUGUUAUUGAGUGGCUCGCUCACAGACGCUCUGUCGAUCUCAUCAUCCUCGGCAGAAAGAAGGGUCAUGCUCCUGCAAAGGGUCUCUCAAAGGUGUUCAUGGGUCACCCUGUUGGAUCUACCGUGCAGCACGUCCUUCACAAGGUCUCAGUGCCCGUUUUGGUUGUCAACUAA